Messenger RNA from Phytophthora infestans T30-4, 459 nucleotides. RefSeq names its product calmodulin-like protein. Lineage: Eukaryota; Oomycota; Peronosporomycetes; Peronosporales; Peronosporaceae. The record is from RefSeq and is a predicted model, not a curated record. Bases 1 to 459 code for a protein of 152 amino acids. Gene Ontology annotation, molecular function: calcium ion binding. Gene Ontology annotation, cellular component: cytoplasm. The transcript has 3 exons.
AUGAGUCAUGCGUUAACCUCCGAGGAACUCAUCGAGUUCCGAGAGAUCUUCAACCUCGUUGAUCGAGACCGUGGUGGCUCCAUCACGAAAGUUGAGCUGGGAGAACUGAUGGACACGCUGGGUAUUGACACGUCCCCGGAAGAAAUAGACCUCAUGAUAAAUGAGAUUGACCAAGACAGUAACGGAGAGAUAGACUUCGAUGAGUUUGUGGCAGUCAUGUCGAGAAAAGUCAACGCCACGUACACGGCAGAGCAAGUUAAGAAUGCGUUUAAGGCGUUCGAAGGUAAUGCCUCUGCCCCGGGAUUCAUCAAGGCCGACAAGCUGCUCAUUGCUCUCACAACUUACGGUGCAGACCGUAUUUCUUCCGAGCAAGCUCAGGAACUCAUCAGCCAGCUCGAGCCUGAUCAACAUGGCAACAUCAACUAUAUUGAGUAUGUGAACAUGAUGAUGUCAGAAUAA